AUGAGGUUCAUUAGCAUAUCGGUGAACUCUGUCUGGGUAUACCUGGCUGCGUUAUGGUGCUUCAUCGGCACCCAGGUAGAUGCGAUUGAGCUUGAUGUCACUGAUGAAGACAGCAUCAAAAACGUCGCCAGCCAACUCGCCUGGGACCUCGUCAGUUUCUACACCGGCAACAACACAGGAGACGUACCCGGGAACCUCCCAGAUCCAUACUACUGGUGGGAAGCAGGAGCUUUCUUUGGGACAUUGAUCAAUUACUGGACCUACACCGGCGACACGACAUACAAUGAUAUCACCAAGCAAGCAAUCCUGCACCAAGCAGGCGAGAACGGCGACCUCAUGCCGACGAACCAGACCCGGACUGAAGGGAACGAUGACCAGGCUUUCUGGGCAUUCACGGCCAUGAUGGCUGCGGAGUCCAAUUUCCCUAAUCCGGAAGAGGAUAAGCCAUCAUGGCUAGCGAUGGCGCAAGCCGUGUUUAACGAACAAGCUGCGAGAUGGGAUAUGGAAACCUGCAAUGGAGGGUUGAAAUGGCAGAUAUAUUCAUUCAACAGCGGAUACGAGUACAAGAAUGCUAUUUCGAACGGCUGUUUCUUCGAUCUCGCGGCACGGCUGGCACGGUAUACGGGCAAUAUCACCUAUGCGGAAUGGGCAGAGAAUACCUGGGACUGGGCUGAAGCCGUGGGACUGCUUGGGGAGAAAUACCAAGUUUAUGACGGGACGAGCGAGACGAACAAUUGCUCGGAUAUCAACCAUAUACAGUGGACGUAUAACAAUGGGGUGUUUUUGCACGGAGCAGCCCAUAUGUGGAAUUUGACAAACGGAGCCCAGAAAUGGGAGAAGCGAAUCACCGGUCUACUCAACGCACAACACGUCUUCUUCUCCAAGAACCAAACAUCAAAGAACGUCAUGUACGAAUCCGCCUGCGAGCCCCAAGAAGCGUGCACCACCGACUCGACCUCCUUCAAAGCAUACCUAGGCCGGUGGAUGGGCGACAUUGCCAAAAUCGCACCCUUCACGUACGACACCGUCGUCUCUCGUCUGCGACCCAGUGCAAAGGCUGCGGCAGCGCAGUGCCUUGGUGGCGAUACAGGAACAUACUGCGGUACCAGCUGGACUAAGGGGUCCUAUGAUGGAACUAUGGGUGUUGGCCAACAAAUGUCCGCUCUGGAAGUGAUCCAGGCCAAUCUACUGGACACGGUUGGGGGCCCGUUAACGGAUAGAACUGGUGGAUCGAGUGACGGCGAUAGUUCUGCCGGGACAGGAAGGACUUCCGCUGAGCUGCCGGGGCAGUGGAGACCGCUUACGCUGAAGGAUAGAGCGGGUGCAUGGGCUGCGACAGGCGGGCUGGGAACAGUGGUUAUUGGGUAUACGAUAUUUAUGUUUUUUUGA
Aspergillus chevalieri is the source of this 1389-nucleotide messenger RNA. RefSeq names its product glycoside hydrolase family 76 protein. The record is from RefSeq and is a predicted model, not a curated record. Gene Ontology annotation, biological process: carbohydrate catabolic process; fungal-type cell wall biogenesis. The transcript is spliced from 3 exons. Gene Ontology annotation, molecular function: mannan endo-1,6-alpha-mannosidase activity. NCBI's taxonomy places the organism in Eukaryota, Fungi, Ascomycota, Eurotiomycetes, Eurotiales, Aspergillaceae. Bases 1 to 1389 code for a protein of 462 amino acids.